CCUUUUACACCGCUGUCUCCCAUCGGUACGUGCCGUGUAGAGAUUCGAGCGCACCUCCGUGACGCGGCUGUGUGUAGGAACAAGUAAUGAGGAAAUAGGAAAACGUUUUGGGCAACUAAAGUUACAGGCCAGUUUAUGAAAGAUGAGCCGAAUUUAUGACAACAAGUCUUUGAAGAACAAACCGGUGCACAAUGAGAAAUUUGAGCGCGCGUGGUCCCCUUCUGGGUAUGAAAGUGGCCAGGGCGUUCUCCUAGAGGGGAAGCUGCUGGAUGUGUCCAGGCAUGCCAUCAGUGACCUCAGCAAUCAAAAGGUCCGCUUCUAUGUGCUGUACAUCAAACCCACACGCAUCCAUCAGAGGAGGUUUGAUGCCUGCGGGAAGGAGAUCGAGCCCAACUUCAGCGACACCAUGAAGGUCAACACGGGCUUCCUCAUGUCCUCCUACAAGGUGGAAGCUAAAGGGGAGUCCGACCGUCUGUCCGAGGAGCAGCUGUCACUCAUCGUGAACAAGGCCGAGCUGCUGAAGAUUACCGACAAGCACCGACCCAGCGGGACCUGGGCCUUCUGGUACCCAGAGUCCCAAAUGGACCAGACGGAUCUGGAGGCGGGGCAGGAAGUACGGCUGAAGACCAGAGGAAAUGGUCCUUUCAUAUUCUCCUUAGCCAAAGUGGACGGCGGCACAGUGACCAGGUGUAACUUUGCCGGAGAUGAAAGAGCAGGCGCGUCGUGGACCGAUAAGGUUCUGGCCAACAAAGCAGGCGCAGUCAGCACGGGGAGACCCACGGGGGAAGGAGAGGGGGCCGGGGAGGAUGAAUGGGACGACUGAGGGAAGCGUCUCGCUACCCGUCCUUCACCUUGGAUCUGUCCUCAGGUUGGACCCCGACAGUUGUUAGUCUCUGUAAAACUGGCGUCACUCAAAAACGUUGGAACUUUUCUUGAUUAUUUUCCUGGUUUCUUUUUCUUCUCUUGCCUGUUUGUGUCCAAGUUGGAGCCAGAGGGCAUACAAGGGAUUUUCUGCCGAGCCUGCUAUCAAUUAGCCCCAAAGCUGUGUUUUCCAGAACGCCUGAUGGUGCUUCUCUCCGUUCCAGAUCUAUUUAAAAUGUAUCUUUUAGUUGCUAUGUAUCUAUACGCUCAUUGGGUUCUCAAGCUGCUUCGGGACAAUAAGUAGGAUUUUUUUAAAGCGAGCAAAAAGAUAUUGAUAUUAUGAUCCUCUAGUUAUCAUGGAUCAUGACGUCAGUGAAUACGACCUGUAUUUGAUUUGUAAUGUAUUAAAGGACUUGUAUUAAAUCAAA
Molecule: messenger RNA, 1289 nt
Organism: Pungitius pungitius (ninespine stickleback)
Lineage: Eukaryota; Metazoa; Chordata; Actinopteri; Perciformes; Gasterosteidae
Gene: arpin
Product: actin related protein 2/3 complex inhibitor
Exons: 6
Coding region: 143-823 (226 amino acids)
Biological process (GO): negative regulation of actin nucleation
Source: RefSeq, a predicted model, not a curated record